UGCUUCAUUUUCCGUCUGCGCUCACUGAACCACUGCUUUAUUUCAAAUGAAGCGUCUUCUCGUCCCGUUAUUAAGUUUUGAUAGGUGAUAUUAACAGCUAGAUUCGCCAUGAGCUGCUUGGAUGUAAUGUAUCAAGUUUAUGGUCCACCUCAGCCUUAUUUCGCCGCAGCAUAUUCACCGUAUCAUCAUCAGAAAUUGGCGUUUUACUCUAAAAUGCAAGAAGCACCAGAAACGGUCAGUGGAAGCAGCUCGUCUUUUUCCAAUAUCUCCGGGCCACCCAUUAAAGAAGAGGACUGUGCCCGAGAGAAAGAUCACCCGCCCGAGGCCGAGUACAUCAGCUCCAGAUGUGUGCUCUUCACAUACUUUCAAGGGGACAUCAGUUCGGUGGUGGAUGAACAUUUCAGUCGGGCUUUGAGUCAGUCCAGCAGCUACGCAUCUGCAUCCAACCACAGUAAAAGUGCAAGAGGUGCAUCGUCCUGGAGAGACGGAUCAUUCCCUAUGAGCCAGAGAAGCUUUCCUCCCUCGUUCUGGAACAGUGCGUAUCAGCCGUCAGUCACAGCAACUCUCAGCAGCGCUCUUGGUUCCUCUCACUCGGACCUUCCCUUCCCAGCAGACCCGUACUCUACCGCUUCCUUACACAGCCACCUCCACCAGAGCACCCCGGAGCCCUGGCACCCGUCUCACCACCAUCACCCUUACUCGCUCAGCGGGGCCAUCGGCACCCAAGGGUCAGCAUACCCCCGGCCCUCUGUGCACGAAAUGUAUGGAACGCACUUUGACCCACGUUACGGCUCUCUGCUCGUGCCCUCGGUGCGACCACAUAGACUUCCCCCUGCCACGGUAUCCGCGUCCGGACCCUCGCCGUGCGAUAUCAGCAAGAGCGAGCCAGGCAGCUCAGCGUGGACGGGCGCUUUCACGGCGACGAGCUCCGAUAUGGGCCAGAGCUUGAGUCUGAAUAUGGAUGCAGGUCUACAGAGUCAGGAUAAGAGCAAGGACCUGUACUGGUUUUAGUGCCCUGCGGCCACUCCUUCCUCAUCUGGCUUGUCUUUUCUCUGGCUUGUAGAGACUUUUCUGUAACAGAUUCUCAUCUCACUUGCAGCUUGGCGCUACACGCUCUGCAGCGGGACCAUCCGCAGCUGAAAACAAAGGCACGGUGGAAAAUCCCGGUCUAAACCUUUCCGAGAACCAUUCGGACGAGUGCAAAACUCUCUAGAAAAGACAGCACAAAGAGAGGCCACACGAGAGCUUUCCAGAAAUACACGGUGAUGUGACUGGCAGCUGCUCUCGAACCCCUUCUCGAACCUUCCCCGACCUUCUGCGCGCUCGGCAAAACAAACCCUGAACGAGAUAAUUAAAUUGGAACGAACAUUUCUGCAUGGGACAUUUGAGAGACGAACUUGAGAAUGGAUGUUUUUUUAAAGAAAUGACAGUUUUUGGAGAGAGCAGCAUUCCGUAUCCCAGAACAGAGAGAGGCUAUUUGAAGCCACUUGACUCUAUCUAUAUUGCUUUCAACACCUGUCAUCGACAACUGUUGUGGAACUUGGAAGACACACACACACACACACACACACACACACACACACACACACACAAUGGCAGUUUGUGUGGAGUUUGACCGAGCAAGCACCCUGGAUUUCAUAAAAGAGGUUUGUUGUAGCCGGACGUGCAGCUAAAGGGAACAACUGGUUUGGUUUUUUGUGAGACGUGUUGUGCCGGCUGUCAAUGCUGUUGGAAGUGGACAGACAAAAAAAACCCUGCUGUAUAUACGUUGUGUCUUUGUCCAGUGCCACAGUAUAAGAUCAAACCGCAUGUGUGAUCAUGACAAUAUGCAGGUUGAUUUUUCAUUUGUACUUUUUAAAAGAAUGUUCUCAUUCAUUUUUAGUCGCCGUCAAGGUGACAUCUCACCACGUGUUUGAUUGUAUCACAUGUAAUAUAUUACAUUCUAAAGUAUUUUUUUUCCAUGAUGUUGCAUUGAGGAAAAUGAGGUGUUGUCUGUUUUUAUCUGUUCA
This is a messenger RNA of Triplophysa rosa, 2009 nucleotides long. RefSeq names its product vestigial-like family member 2a (gene vgll2a). The record is from RefSeq and is a predicted model, not a curated record. Bases 109 to 1011 code for a protein of 300 amino acids. Lineage: Eukaryota; Metazoa; Chordata; Actinopteri; Cypriniformes; Nemacheilidae. Gene Ontology annotation, biological process: regulation of transcription by RNA polymerase II. Gene Ontology annotation, cellular component: nucleus. The transcript is spliced from 4 exons.